This is a messenger RNA of Hirundo rustica (Barn swallow), 1695 nucleotides long. RefSeq names its product olfactory receptor 6M1-like. Gene Ontology annotation, molecular function: G protein-coupled receptor activity; olfactory receptor activity. Gene Ontology annotation, cellular component: membrane. The transcript has 2 exons. The record is from RefSeq and is a predicted model, not a curated record. Lineage: Eukaryota; Metazoa; Chordata; Aves; Passeriformes; Hirundinidae. Gene Ontology annotation, biological process: G protein-coupled receptor signaling pathway. The coding region runs from base 190 to 1134 and encodes 314 amino acids.
ACAGUAGUACAAAAACAAGAAGUACUUGGUCCCUAUUCCACCCUCCCCUUUCCUUUCACAAAGAGCUGCAGAGGAAAAAGCUGUGGAAGAAAGCGGUGGGUCACAAAAGAGAUUCUUGGGAUUGCUUAUUUUGGAGUCAACAGAUCCUCAGGAACUCCUGGUCCAAAGCAGGAUGAGCUGGAAUUCAGCAUGGCACCAGAAAAUGAAACAGCAGUUACUGAGUUCAUCCUAGAGGGUUUCCCAGAGCUUGAUCCAAGAUUGCAGCUGUUUUUCUCUUGGGUGCUUCUGCUCAUGUACUUGACAACAGUGAUGGGGAAUGCAACCAUCAUUUUCCUUGUGUGUGUGGAUCACCACCUGCAAACCCCCAUGUACUUUUUCAUCUGCAACCUGGCCUUCCUGGAAAUCUGGUUUACAUCCUCCACAAGCAUCAAAUUGUUUGUCAUGCUGAGUUCUGGUCAGAACACUCUCUCACGAAGCAGCUGCUUUGCCCAAAACUAUUUCUAUUUUGCCCUGGGCUGCACAGAGUUUGUCCUGCUGGUUGUCAUGUCCUUUGACCGCUAUGUUGCCAUCUGCCACCCUUUGCUCUAUGCUGUCAUCAUGAAGCCUCAGCUCUGUGUCCACCUGGGUGUUGCUGCUUGGGUCCUUGGCUUUGCCCUGCUCAGCUACCGGCUGCUUUUCCUCUCUGAGCUGUCUUUCUGUGGCUCCAAGAUCCCCCAUUUCCUUUGUGACAACUCCCCCUUGUUCAAACUGUCCUGCUCUGACACCAGCCUGCUUUGGAAAAUAGACUCGGUCCUCUUAUCAUGUGUUGUGCUGGGUUCUUUAUGUUUGACUCUGGCAUUUUACAUCUGCAUCCUGUUCUGUGUUCUGCAUCUUCCAGCAGCCUCUGGGAGGAAGAAAGCUUUGACUACAUGUUCUUCCCAUCUCAUCACCUUAUCCAUUGCCUAUGGGAGCUGCAUUGCUCUCUACACACAUCCUGCAGAAGAUGUUUCCUUGAGGACCAACAGAAUUGUAGCUCUGCUGAACACAGUUCUGUACCCAUUCUUAAAUCCAUUCAUCUACAGCCUUCGGAACAAAUCUGUGAUCCUGGCCCUGAACAAAUCCAUUGCCAGGGCAAGAACAAAGCUUUUCCCCUAACCAUGGUGCAUUUCUGGAAAGCCAUCCCAAGAAUCUGGUAUCAUCUGUUACAUAAUACCAGUGCCUGUGUGUGCAGCCUUCAAACACGGCUGCCUCAGGAGAUUGAAGCUCCUGCUGGGCUGUGUCAGGUUAAGAGAUAAGAGACUCAUCUGCACACCCAGGCAGGGCACCAACAAUGGCAGCAGGAGAAACUCAGUUCAUUCUCUGCUCCUGGGCCCAUCUCCGGAGAGCCACCAGCUCAUUUAGAGCCCAUCUCCAAAACAAAGAAGAGCACAGAGGAGCAGUGGCAAGUGACAAUCCAAAUUACAGCUCCUCAGCAAUGGACACCUUGUCCCAGCUCCUUUCCUGGACAGCCAUCAGCCCUGGGGUCCAAGUUUGAAACCCGAAAGUCACUGAGAGCAGGUCACCAUUUGGACUAAGGGGAUUGUUACCCUGGCAUGUAGGACACAUUAUGGGAUGGAGGGGAAGGGCAGUUUUGGCUAGCACAGGACUUGUGGGAAGGUGAGGGGAGGACCACAACCAGAGCAGUCUGUCCUGUCUUCUCAUUAAACUUGAAUUCUA